GGCACAAAGUAAACAGAAGACCAGAUUUAACCAACUGUUAAACCAGUAAAAAGUACUCGGCUCAAUAGAUCUAUAUAUUCAAUCAUACGACUCCAGUAACUACAAGUCUACUGUCAAGAAUUUAUUAGCAAAUUGAGGCUUCAAGAACUUUGUCACUAUAUUAUUAUUAUAUCUGAGAUAAAGCCAAAAUCCAGAUAUUGUACAUUUUGCUCCAAUACAAGAAACUAACAAAAAAAUUAAAUAUGGCUUCCGGUUCUAGAAUACAACGACUCCAGUAGUACUUCUACUGUAAAACAAAGUUCUACUUCAUAGCCAGUUACGGCAUAACUAACAUUGAUUUGUUAUAUUCAAAACGUUACUAUAUUUCUACAUUCCAAGUUGGUAUAUUUUUCAACAUGUCUCCAAAGACAAGAACACAAAGAUGGUUAGAAUUAUUUGACAUAGCUAAAGAAAAACAAGUACCUAAACCAGAUGAAUGGGUUCAUCGACAGGAAGAAAAAGAAUAUCAAACAAAGAUACGUCAAGAAGAUAAAGAAGCAGAAAAACAAAGAGAAUAUCAAACAAAAGAACAUUGUAACAUGACUUUAACAACAGACAUAAUAGGUGAAGCCAUAGCUUUAGCAGAAAAACUCAAUAUUCCUUCACAUGAACGAGAAAGAUGGUUUGAUAAUAAAUUAGCUGAGAUAGACAGAGAAGAUGACAAAAGACGGCAAGAAGAACUAAAACGAGAAUUAUUAAAAUUGAAAAAUACCGAAUUCAAAGCUGAACAAAAGAAUGAUGCAACAUUAACAAGAAUAUACCAGAAAGCUCAAUUAAGAGAGCGUACAGCAUAUCUCGAAGAUGGAUUUCUCAAGAAGUAUAUUUUCCGCAAGUACAAUGUAAUUGAACAAAUAUAUGUACCACAGAAGUACAGACAACAAAUAAUUAAAGCCAAGCAUGAGUUUUAUGACACCAUACAUAUGAGUGUAACAAGUACUAAGAAGAGAAUUGCCAAAGAAUAUUAUUGGCCUAGCUUGACCAAAGAUGUCAAGAAAUACAUUAAUAAUUGUUCACAUUGUCAACAUGAUUAUUGUGAGAAGAAACAAACUCAAAAGAAAAGCAACAUAACUAAAACAAAGAAUGAACCAGACUACAAAGCCAGAAUUGACAACAAUGAAUCUAUGCAUCAUGACUCAAGUAAAUCUACAGGGACAUCACUGCCUACUACAUGUCCAUCACUAACUGUUACUACAUGUCCAUCCCUACCUGACAAUACAAGCCCAUCCCUACCAAGUACUUUCCCAUCCCUAACCACUGAUGAUGACUUCAUACAUCAAGACUUGAAUAAGACUGCAUCUGCAUCAAAUACUAUGAUAUGCAUUGAACAUUUUUGCUACAAUCAAGACAAGUCUCAUGAACCAGAAGCAGAUACUUAUAUUCAAUCAACUUUGGCUAUACCAGACAAAAGAAAAACUAUGCAACUUGACUCUAACACUCAUACAAGUAUUCCUCAUUUGAAAGAAUGUGAGUCAACUCAAGAAGCCAUUACAACCAUGAACAUUGGAAGUCAAAGAAUAUUACAUGAACACAUGAAAUCAAGAUAUUUUGCUCAAGGAGAUCAAGUCAAUUUACUGUUACCAGAUUGGAGUAACAAGCUAUUCUACAAAUGGCAACGUCCAUUUACCAUCACCAGAAAGAUUUCCAACCUGCUUUAUGAAAUCAAUGUCAACAAGGUUACCAGAGUAUUUCAUGUUCAUAUGUUUGAACAUUACCAUGAAACAGAUAAUGAAGACAUCAAAGCAGAAGUUGAUAAUUUUACAAGCUUAGCAACUAUUCCUGAGGAAGAAGAAGAAACAUCAUCAACACCCAUUCCUGAGAUAGAUGUUUCAUUACCAGCAUCAAAUCAAAUUGACAUUCCAAAGGUCAUCACUAUGGAUGACAUAGCAUUACAGAAAGUGAAGGACACUAAAGUGUUUACAGACCAUGCAGAUUUCUUUACCAGUGUUUCUGAAACAUUUUCAGUCCUGCAAUUUGAAAGCAACUCAGAGAGCAACAACAUUGACAACACCAAGUUUCAUCCUCCAUCCACUCAAAGGGCAACUUUUCUUCAGAAAGGAACAAAUGAACUUCUUCAACAUUGCUGUAUUGACCGAUUGAACUCAGACAUGUUCAGUCAUUGCUCUAUUGAACAUUCUAAUGCAAAGCAUUCUGCUACCAUUGUUCUACAGCGUCAAAGUUCAUCAACCAGAAAAUUGAGUUUUGGUUUCGGACAGUUCUUAUUUUCACCAAACUCAAACGCGGUUCAAUCAGACAUUAUCUGUGAGAUCAAUAUGACAUGGAGACAACAGCCUCAUAAACUGAAAGACCUUUUCUUCAAGUUUAGAAAACGCACAUGCACAUCCAUGUCGGCAAUUCAGAAGGGUUCCGAACUUUACAUUUCUACUCUACAUAUGUACUAUAGCAUAUUUAGUGUCACUUGAUUCAUUAUCAUUCAUACUCGUCAAGGAAGAACAAUAUCCAGUUAUACUUCAUCAAUUAAUUAAUCUGUUUUCUCAUUA
Molecule: messenger RNA, 2537 nt
Organism: Biomphalaria glabrata
Lineage: Eukaryota; Metazoa; Mollusca; Gastropoda; Planorbidae
Exons: 2
Coding region: 396-2459 (687 amino acids)
Source: RefSeq, a predicted model, not a curated record